CAAAAUAGAGUGACCGGUAUUCGCUUAGUAGUGCAUACAUAACCAAAAUAAGUGCAAUGUCGGAGAAAUAUUUAAAUCUUCUUUGCUAAAAUUUGGAAACACUGUUUGCUUGGUUGGUGCUGGUGGUACAAGUAGGUACCAUCAGUUUUUUACAUUCAUAACAACAAGAUAUAAAAACUAAUAGUAAAGCAUACGCAACAGAACACAAUGAGUGAUGAAAUUAGUAAUGAUGAUACAAGUUUUAUACCAGAUUUACCAAAUGGACCAUUGGAUUAUUACAGGCAGAAGGCAUCAUUUGAUUGGAAAAAAAUGGUCUUAGUCACUGAAAAGCCAAAUUUAUUACGUUUAAAGUAUAAAAUAUGGAAUGAUUUAGAAGACGAUCCACUGUUUCAACAUUCAACAGAAUCACUUCCAAUAGACGAAAAUAAACGCCUGGUAGCGAUUCAACAUACUAAGUUUUGUACACAUUAUAAAUAUCAUCCUGCUGACAUUGAUUCAUAUCGAUUUGGAGAAAAGUAUGAAUUACUUAUGGCUAUAAAUUCAGCAUUAUAUUUAACUCAUCCAGAACUAUCGAUAAAGAUAGCACUGGGUCAAGUAUUAUUUGGAAACAGUAUUUUAAGUUUGGGUACAGAACGACAUCUGAAAUUUUAUAAAGCCGCUAACGAAAGAAAGAUUUUAUCAUGUUUAGCUUUAACGGAGGUCGCGCAUGGAAGUAACACGAAACAAAUGAGAACCACUGCCACUUAUGAUCCGUCCACGCAGGAAUUUGUAAUAAACACGCCGGAUUUUGAAGCAGCAAAAUGUUGGGUUGGAAGUAUGGGUAAAACGGCGGUUGUAGCAUUAUUAUUUGCUCAAUUGUAUACAAAUGGUAAAUGUCACGGUUUACAUGCAUUUAUUGUUCCAAUAAGAAAUCCAAAAACACUCGAACCAUUUGGUGGUAUUAUUGUUGGUGAUGUUGGUGAAAAAAUUGGAGUUAAUGGAAUUGAUAAUGGGUUCAUUAUGUUUAAUAAUUAUCGCAUACCACGUGAAUAUUUAUUAAAUAAAGCUUCUGAUGUAACACCCGAAGGGGAAUAUGUUACAAGUUUCGCUGACCCUGCACGAAUUUUAAGUGCUAUGUUACAAAACCUAACAAUUGGUCGAAUGGCAAUUGCAAUUGAUGCUGCAAAUACUUUAGCAAAAGGUGUGGUAAUAGCCAUACGUUAUGCAGCAGUUAGAAAACAAUUUGGUCCUUACAAAUCUAAGGAAGAAUUUCCAAUUUUGGAAUAUCAACUACAUCAAUACCGACUGUUUCCAUUAUUAGCUACUGCUUACGUAAUGAAAAUUUUUACACAUUUAUUUUUCUAUCUAUAUUUAAAAGAAGUUGAACGCUCAAAUAUUGGUAGUGAAAAUGUAUUAGAAUCUGUAUCAGAAAUACACGCAAUCUUAUCAAUAUGUAAACCACUAGCAACAUGGUCAUCAUAUUAUGGUUUAGGUGAAUGUCGUGAAGCUUGCGGUGGACAUGGAUAUUUAAAAGUAGCUUCAUUAGGUGAUAUACGUGCAAAUAUUGAAGCGACAAUUACGUAUGAAGGUGAUAAUAAUGUUUUAUCACAACAAACAUCAAAUUGGUUAUUGCGACAGUGGAAGAAUGUAUUAAAUGGCUCAAAUAUUGAUUCACCAUUUAAUACCAUCGAUUUUCUAUGUAAUGCUCAAAAUAUCUUGCAGACAAAAUUUUAUUUAAAUAAUGUGAAUGAAGUAUUAUCACAUGAAUUUAUUGUAAACGCUUAUCAGUGGUUGAUUUGUUGGUUAAUUAAGGAUACACAUGAACUGCUGGAAAAGAAUGAAAAACAAAAUCAAUGUAAAUUUACAGCACGAAAUAAUGCACAAGUAUAUAAUGCGCGAGUUUUAGCAAAAGUAUACGGUGAAAAUUUAGCUUUAAAAAUGUUCUGGGACCAUAUAAAUCAACAGAAAUUUGAUAGAACAUUACAACAACCAUUAAAGCGACUUUAUUUAUUAUAUGGUUUAAAUAAUUUAGAAAAAAAUAUAGCUUACUUUUAUAAAGCAAAUGUAGCCAAUGAGAAUUUAGUACGAAUUAUACAAGAUGCCAUAUUAGAAUUGUGUGAUAAAAUUAAACCAGAUGCUGUACCAUUGGUUGAUGCAAUAGCAUAUCCAGAUUAUGUUAUGAAUUCUGUACUUGGUAGAGCUGAUGGACAAGUAUAUCAACAUUUACAAACACACUAUUUCCAGAAUCCAGGUUCAUUGGGGCGACCAAAAUGGUGGAAUGAGAUAAUUAUUAAAGAUGCACCAAAUUUCAAAGACGUCAUUUUAUCAAAGAUCUGAUCUGUUUUUUUUGUUGUUUCUUUUUAUAUAAAACAAAUUUAUUUACAACAAAUUGUGUACCUACCUUUUUAUUAUUAUAUUUUAUUAAGUGUUAAA
This is a messenger RNA of Chrysoperla carnea, 2412 nucleotides long. RefSeq names its product peroxisomal acyl-coenzyme A oxidase 3-like. Gene Ontology annotation, cellular component: peroxisome. The transcript is spliced from 10 exons. Lineage: Eukaryota; Metazoa; Arthropoda; Insecta; Neuroptera; Chrysopidae. Gene Ontology annotation, molecular function: fatty acid binding; FAD binding; pristanoyl-CoA oxidase activity. Gene Ontology annotation, biological process: fatty acid beta-oxidation using acyl-CoA oxidase; lipid homeostasis. Bases 208 to 2316 code for a protein of 702 amino acids. The record is from RefSeq and is a predicted model, not a curated record.